This is a messenger RNA of Dreissena polymorpha, 989 nucleotides long. RefSeq lists its product as uncharacterized. The coding region runs from base 427 to 759 and encodes 110 amino acids. The record is from RefSeq and is a predicted model, not a curated record. The transcript is spliced from 3 exons. NCBI's taxonomy places the organism in Eukaryota, Metazoa, Mollusca, Bivalvia, Myida, Dreissenidae.
GCCAAUUAAAAGUGUAUGUUAACUGGCCGCCACGAUAUGACUUGUAUACUGUUGAAAACGGUGAUCAAUGGAAAUAAACCCCGUUCUGCGAAAACUGGGCUUAAUGCCUGUGCGUAAAGAGUUAGUUCAGAUUAGCCUGUGCAGUCCGCACAGACUUAUCAGGGACGACACUUUUCGCUUUUACGAAAUUUUUCGUUAAAAAAGGUCUAUUCUUAGCGAAAAUCAAGUCAAGGCGGAAAGUGUCGUCUCUGCGAACUGCACAGGCUAAUCUGGGACGACACUUUACGUACAUGCCUUAAGCCCUGCUUUCCCAGAGCGAGGCUCAUAUCGUUGUUUUACAGGUGAACGAUCCGGGAACGCUCGCUGCAGUGACGGUAGUUUUUGGACCUGUAGUGUUGAUGGACCUUGUCACUCACUCUCGCAUGUAUGAGAUCUCAAACAAGGCGCCGGCUUCGAGCCGCAUUGCACUCCCAUGGACUAGUGUUAAACCUUUUCAUCGAGGAGCGAUGCAAAGGCCCGGUCUUCUCUGUGCUGUCCAAAUAUCUACUGGACAUUCUGAUAACUGACAAGAUCUUGGUCUUUGGGAAAGAGGCAGUAAAUCCCACCAACGUAUCAUACAUCUUGCGCGGAAACAUACCCGGGCUGAUUCUAGUAACAGUUCCAAGCUGCAGAGAAAGAAAAAUACUGAAUUCUAACACGGCACGUGACUUGUUUUCUAUAGACAAAGAAGGAAAUCAAGCGUGGGUUAUUCUGCAAUAACUUAUGGGCGGAGCUUAAUGUUUCGAAAAUAGUUCCGAAUAAAUAAAGAAAAUAUUGCAUUAAAAUGCACGUGCUAAAACCCGCUCUAAAAGAAAUGUAAUAAAUGUAGCAUGUAUAUAAGUGUAAUGAAACAACUAAUUGUAUAUUUGGUGAUUAUUGGCAUAACCACGCCUACAAAGAAUGUUAUUUGUUAGGAAACGUAAUUCAGAAAACAUUUAUAGCAUGUAAGC